Messenger RNA from Papilio xuthus (Asian swallowtail), 1194 nucleotides. RefSeq lists its product as uncharacterized. The transcript has 3 exons. The coding region runs from base 91 to 1116 and encodes 341 amino acids. The record is from RefSeq and is a predicted model, not a curated record. NCBI's taxonomy places the organism in Eukaryota, Metazoa, Arthropoda, Insecta, Lepidoptera, Papilionidae.
CAGGGUGCGAGACCAUUCCGAGUUCAUUCCCUUUUCGUGCACGGUGACAACAACACGCGUCAACUUAAGAAAGAGGAAAAGAAAAGAACAAUGCCGAAACGUAGUGCUGAAGAUCAAAUAUCACAUUACGAACGUAAGAUUAGAAAAUUAAGAGAACGCGAAAUCGGACGACGUCGCCGUAUUCGCAUCAUAUCUGAUUCUUCGGAUGACGAAGAUACUGAAUGUUUGGAGCAAAGCCUUGCGCCACAAAACAAUGAGCCUGAGCCCGUCGUGGAGCCCGAGCUCGCGCCCGAUCCCGAUCCUGACCCUUUACCGGAUACAAGAGGCGAAUCAGGCGAUCCACAGUUGGACCCUGAUAUUUUAGAAGCCCUCGGUGAGUCAACCAGUGACAUCUCAGAGUUUGGAGAAAAAAUCCACGAAAGUUUGGCUAAAUUAUGGCUUCCGCUUUUGGUUAAGGGCUUGCCUAGAGAUAAGAAAGAUAAUUUAUUAAAAGAUUACCUCAUACCCGACAAUUGUAGGUUAUUACAAGCACCUAAGCUAAAUGCCGAAAUAUCUGCAGCCGUAGCGGACUCUGUUAGGAACAGAGACAAGAUCCUAGUUGCCCAUCAGCAACAAUUAGGAUCGGGCAUAACUGCCGCCAACCGAGCGUUAAACAUUCUUUUAAGCGGCGAAGACAAGAAAGCUUCCAUAAAUCAUUUAAGUAAUGCCUGUCGCAUACUUUCGGAUUUACAUGCAACAAACACGAAUAGUCGCAUUAAACUCAUAACACCAAACCUAGAUAAGAAUUUUAUCCACAUCAUUCAAGAUUCAGUACGAGACGAAACUCUGUUUGGUAACAAUCUUUCUGAUAAGAUCAAGGCUGCCAAAGCAAUAGAACGUCAGGGUCUGCAAAUUAAAAAAUCUAUUUCGAGAUCUUCCGGACCUCAAACCACAAGCAACCGCUCUUCAAACUCGGGAAACUGGUCCGGCCCGCCCCGGUAUUCGUCGAUUCGCGGCAACCGAGGCGGGAAGAAAGCAAUAUCACAGAACCGCCGCGUAUACCCGAGCUCGACGCAACAGCAGUCAGCGUCGAAACCUGCAGCAGCGAUCAGGCCUCGUGCCCCGGCACCGCAGUAACUCAGAGAACACCAUCCUCUACACGCCAGCCUUACCCUGGGUGUCGCGAGGCUCUCCGGCAAGCUUUCUCCGAAAGAU